Fomitiporia mediterranea MF3/22 is the source of this 1381-nucleotide messenger RNA. Its product is annotated as L domain-like protein. The record is from RefSeq and is a predicted model, not a curated record. Lineage: Eukaryota; Fungi; Basidiomycota; Agaricomycetes; Hymenochaetales; Hymenochaetaceae. Gene Ontology annotation, molecular function: protein binding. The transcript is spliced from 8 exons. Bases 76 to 1197 code for a protein of 373 amino acids.
AUUCAUUUAUAACCUUCGCGCAUUGAUCCAGCUCGUUCGCAAUACUCAAGUGGAACGACGACGACAGUCGCAAUAAUGGCAGACGAGACGGCCAAUCAAGACGCCACUCAUAUUCUUUCAGAAGAAUCAUCUACGGUUAAGAAACCAGAGACGAAUGGCGUCCAGAAGCGCGCGACAGUCGUGCUAGAUCAGCCACAAAGCAAUGAACAUGAUCACGAGCCAGACAGCGACGACCCUCAAGAAAUGGAAGAUGAGCAGGAAGGCGAGGAGGACGAUGACACCGAUCUAUUGCAAGACCUCCCAGAUGACACAGACGACAUCUCACUCAUCCACGCACAACUCCAAACACUCCAAUACCUCCGUCUACAACGCUUCGGCCCCUCCCUAAAACGCCUCUGUCUCCGUCAAAACCAUCUCACCUCACUCGAUCCGGAGAUAUUUCAAGCACUCGUCGAGCUUGAGGAAAUCGACUUUUAUGAUAAUAGGCUGAAAGGGAUCGGUGAUGCGCUUGACGCGUGUUCUAAACUAAGCAUUAUCGACUUGUCGUUCAACCUACUGCGGUCUAUACCUGAUCGUCUCGACCGUUUCCCUUCCCUCCGCACGAUCUACUUCGUGCAGAACCGGAUCUCGCGUAUCGACGGCUUGUCGAGCCUCGGUGCGACGCUUGUAAGCUUAGAGCUCGGUGGAAACAAAAUCCGAAAAAUCGAAAAUCUAGAAGCUCUAAUAAACCUAGAAGAACUCUGGCUCGGGAAGAACAAAAUCGCAAGAUUAGAGGGACUAAGUACCCUGCAGCGGUUAAAAAUCCUAUCAAUACAGUCCAACCGAAUUGAGAAGAUCGAAGGGCUUGAAUUACUAUCAAGCCUUGAAGAGUUUUACAUUAGCCAUAACGGCAUAAAGCGCAUUGAAGGGUUAGAGAACAACAAGAAACUACGCGUCCUCGACGUCGGAAACAACUACAUCGAAAAGUUAGAAGGACUUGAGGGACUUGACGACCUAGAAGAACUCUGGGCAUCGAAUAAUCGCAUCACGACACUACUAGACCUCGAACCUCAACUAGGCAAAAAGGAAUCAUUAGAAACUGUAUACCUGGAGGGAAACCCAGUACAACAGCCGGAAGGAACAGCAUAUCGGCGAAAGAUUAGUUUAGCGUUGCCACAGUUGAAGCAGAUAGAUGCUACCUAUGUAAAACAAGUGUGAUCGAAAUGGAGCGGAUUUAUUUAGGUAGCGGUAGUAAUUGUACUUGGUUGAGACUGCUGUAUUUUGCAUGUUGAUGUUCCUUGUAUUGCUCUGUGUGUGUGGAUUGCAGUCUUAUUUAUUACUUCCAUUUACACUUCUUACUGCUCGUUAUAGCUUGUCAACCGCAAUGAAAUUUCUCCUAAAC